AUUUCCAUUAGAUUGGAUUGGAGGGAUAAACAAAGCAAACACGUGGGCCACUCGGCAAUGAGUCUCAAGUCUAAAGAGUCUUGUUCACCACGCCACUCUUCUUCUUGUUGUAGAUAUUCCCUCACUUCACAACUUGAGACAAGAGCAGAGAAGCCGCUUCAAUGUCUAAAGAUGACAACUCUUCUUCUCAGGAUUCUUCAUCUGACCUUGAAUUUUCUCUCUCCCUAUGCCCCCGCUAAUUCCUCCUUCACUUCUCUUCCCAUUACCGCUCCCAGUCAAGUUGUUGGAUGGCCUCCCCUUGGAGCAUAUAGAAUGAACAGCUAUAAUAGCCAUGCAAAAUCACCAGCCACAGAAGUAUUCAAUUCUACACUUGACAAAAGAGCAAGCAAUAGUGCUGGGGUUAGGAAGAGUGCAGAUGGUGGCAGUGAUAGUAGCAACAUUAUUUCCAAAGAAAAAGGAAACCUCAGGACUUCCCUGUUUGUGAAAGUAAAAAUGGACGGGAUACCAAUCGGAAGGAAGGUUGAUUUGGGUGCUCACGAUUCUUAUGAAACCUUAGCUCAAACCUUGGAGGAUAUGUUUGAUGAAUCAACUACAGUCCUCACUCACAAAGUAGGAUCAAAUGGAGAAGAUCAUGGUACUGAAGUUGGAACAGAUGGGCAUUCAAAAUUGCUGGAUGGUUCUUCUGACUUUGUGCUCACUUAUGAAGACAAGGAAGGAGACUGGGUGCUUGUUGGAGAUGUUCCUUGGUGGACUCUAUAUGAAUAAUUGAUGGUGCCAGAAAUUAGCUGCAAGAUAUAAGACUUAAAUAUAUAACUAUUUGGUACUGAUUGCACGGCCUAUUCGAAUAUCAUAACACUCAAGCCACCAUUCAGUGCACUAUCCAGCAUAUCAUUUACUAGAGUUCACCACGUCAUGGCCUUUUUUUGGAACAAGGGCAAUGGUGUGAGCAAUUGUAACUAGAACAAAUCUUGAGAUUUGAGAAUUGCAAUUGAUUUAUUGAGGCGUAGGACCUCUUGUUUUAUCUAGUUUGAUAUUUUUCUACCUUUGUCCUUAAAAUUGC
This is a messenger RNA of Glycine soja, 1060 nucleotides long. RefSeq names its product auxin-responsive protein IAA13-like. Gene Ontology annotation, biological process: regulation of DNA-templated transcription. The transcript has 4 exons. Gene Ontology annotation, molecular function: protein binding. The record is from RefSeq and is a predicted model, not a curated record. Gene Ontology annotation, cellular component: nucleus. Lineage: Eukaryota; Viridiplantae; Streptophyta; Magnoliopsida; Fabales; Fabaceae. The coding region runs from base 58 to 765 and encodes 235 amino acids.